Messenger RNA from Ruditapes philippinarum (Manila clam), 552 nucleotides. Its product is annotated as mucin-13-like. The record is from RefSeq and is a predicted model, not a curated record. NCBI's taxonomy places the organism in Eukaryota, Metazoa, Mollusca, Bivalvia, Venerida, Veneridae. The transcript has a single exon. The coding region runs from base 1 to 552 and encodes 183 amino acids.
AUGAUUUCAUUGUUAAUUGUUUUAUAUCAGUAUAAAAGAGAUGUAGCUGGUCAGCCAGCAAUGACAGCAAGUCAGCUAACAAUGUCAGAUAGUCUGCCAACAGCGUCAGCUAGCCGGCCAACAGCGUCAGCUAGCCGUCCAACAGUGUCAGCUAGCCGUCCAACGGCGUCAGCUAGCCGUCCAACAGCGUCAGCUAGCCGUCCAACAGCGUCAGCUAGCCGUCCUACAGCGUCAGCUAGCCGGCCUACAGCGUCAGCUAGCCGUCCAACAGCGUCAGCUAGCCGUCCAACAGCGUCAGCUAGCCGUCCAACAGCGUCAGCUAGCCGUCCAACAGCGUCAGCUAGCCGUCCAACAGCGUCAGCAAGCUGGCCUACAGCAUCAGCUAGCCGUCCAACAGCGUCAGCUAGCCGUCCAAAGCGUCAGCUAGCCGUCCAACAGCGUCAGCUAGCCGUCCAACAGCGUCAGUUAGCUGUCCAACAGCGUCAGCUAGCCGUCCAACAGCGUCAGCUAGCCGUCCAACAGCGUCAGCUAGCCGUCCAAAGCGUCAGCUAG